CUCGCUGCUGUCGAUCGGUACAUGAGAUCGUUCCCAUCUGUGCUUGUUUUGGUUAUGGUGGUGAGAGAGGUCCGAUAUCUGGGGCCAGCGAAGUGAUCAUUCAGUGAUAAAAGUGGUUUUUUUUUGUGUUAAAAUGGCGGCGCCUGGAGUUUUCGAUUUAGAAUUGCAAGAGGAAGACGCCAUAGAAUGUGACCAGUCCGACGACGAUGCCAUUGAAGUGGAAGAAGUAAGAGAAUCCCACUUCUUUACCCAUUACAGCCAUGACGAAAUCUGGGGGGCAAAAAAACCCUCGAGCCAGUAUGAACAGGGACCUGACAUCAAUGCAAUUCUUCAAUCAGAGGGUAUUGAAACCCUACAGCUGUCAGAUAGUACUGUUAAUCCUGGAGCAGAGAAGGCACGACCCUCAGACUUUCAGCUUCUGAAGGUGUUGGGCAAAGGGGGAUAUGGAAAAGUCUUUCAGGUCAGGAAAAUGACUGGAGGCAAGAGAGGCAAAAUAUUUGCCAUGAAGGUUUUAAAAAAGGCAACUAUAGUUCGCAAUCAGAAGGAUACAGCACAUACCAAAGCCGAAAGAAAUAUUCUUGAGGCUGUUAAGCACCCUUUUAUUGUAGACCUUGUUUAUGCAUUCCAAACUGGUGGAAAGUUGUAUCUUAUCUUGGAGUAUUUGUCUGGUGGAGAGCUCUUCAUGCACUUGGAAAGAGAAGGCAUCUUUAUGGAAGAUACUGCCUGCUUCUAUUUAUCUGAAAUUAUCCUUGCUUUAGAGCAUCUUCACAUGGAAGGCAUUAUCUACAGGGAUUUGAAGCCUGAAAAUAUCCUCUUGGACCAUGUAGGGCAUGUAAAAUUGACAGAUUUUGGUCUCUGCAAAGAGAAGAUUCAGGAUGACUCUGUAACACACACAUUCUGCGGUACUAUUGAGUACAUGGCUCCUGAGAUUUUAACACGGACAGGGCAUGCCAAAGCUGUCGACUGGUGGUCCUUAGGGGCACUUAUGUAUGACAUGUUAACCGGAGCUCCACCUUUUACUGCAGAGAACCGGAAGAAAACCAUAGAAAAAAUUUUGAAAGGGAAGCUCAACUUACCUCCUUAUUUGACACCAGAUGCAAGAGAUCUUAUCCGGAAGUUAUUAAAAAGACAAGUCAGUCAGCGCUUAGGUAGUGGACCAGAUGAUGGAGAACCCAUUAAAAGGCAUCUUUUCUUCAAACAUAUUAACUGGGAUGAUGUCUUGCAUCGCAAAUUAGAUCCCCCCUUUAAACCUGUUUUGAGUGGAGAGGAUGAUGUUAGCCAGUUUGACAGCAAAUUCACAAAGCAAACCCCUGUUGACUCACCGGAUGAUAAUAUGCUAAGUGAAAGUGCAAAUAUGGUCUUUGAGGGCUUUACGUAUGUUGCUCCAUCAGUUUUAGAAGAGAUGGCGCGCCCCAGUGUUGUGAAGGCUCGCUCACCUAGGAAGCCUUAUACACCAAACUCUGCUGGACCUUUUUCACCUCGUGUUGGGGCCCUACAAAACCCCUUCACUUUCGCAAAUGGAGCAGACAGUGCAUCAUCAGGACACUAUGAACAGAUGGAUACUAGCAAUUGCAUACAACCUGUGUCCCAAAAUCAGCACAUACAACACAGCCAGAACCACAUGUCGCAGCGACACCAACCCCAACAGACUUCAUUUAAUUGGAAGCAUUAACCUCUAUGCCCCUUAGGAGAUCAUCAAAAUAUUGAGCUGUAGCUUUCCUUCUUUGAUGCUUAUGUUCCCUUCAGCAUAUUUAGCAUAUGGCUGCAGUUUUCUUUAGUUGCAGCUGCAUCCAGUGCCUACUUCCGACUAGCACUGGUCUAGUAUGAAAUAAUAGUACAGUAUCAUUGCUAAGAAGUUAGCCUUCAUCAUUAUGUUGUAACAGUAUUUAAGCCAAUAUUUAAGCAGAGUUAUAAUAUAAUUGUCGCAACUAAUUGGUAGUUGUAUUUUAUGAUAAUCAUCUUGGCAUGCAGUGAAAAUGAAAUUAGUUGUGCCUUUUUUUUUAUCAUUGUGAGUUUUGCUUUUUUUAUUGUGCUUUCUUAAGGGUGCUGGUUAUCAACUUUGAGACUCUCUUCUUUGCCAGCAAGCUUGUUAAGUCAAGAAAGCCCAUUGUUAGACGUUUUAAUGAUACCCUUCUCCAUGGUUUUUGACAGGGUGUGAGAUGACCAGUUUGUGAGUCUGUGCAAGCAUUAGGUGGCCUUCCAGCCUGCUUAGACUAAGGAAGAGCAAUUGCAAUGUAUAGAAGUUUUUUUUUUUUGUUGGAUGUGAUAUUGCAUGGUAUUUUUCAUGCAUGGGCAAGGUAAUUUUUUCAUUUAUGUGAUGUAUUACAGAAAUGAGGAAUCUUUUGGACUGCUGCACUGUCAGCCCUCCUCCUUAAGUUUUGCUUAUGUUUUCGGUGUGUUGAUGUAUCGUCAGUCACCUUAGUCUUAUUAUUAUGGUGAAUGAUUGUUGACCUGGAAGUUGGAUAUCUGCACUCUGUUGUGUCCUAGAAUUAAGAAAUGUUUAAGUGCUUUCAGACUGAUUAGAAUAGGCAUUGUAAUUUCAGUUUUAGUAUAGAAUAGUGCAAUGUAUAACAAAUAUCAUGAUUGAUUUAAUCUUGCACCUUAAUGACAUUUAUAUCAGAACAGGUAAGUGUUUUGACUUCAGAACUUUUUUUUUUCUUCUUUUUUUUCAUGCUAUUAAGUCUGAUGAGGCUGAUGAAAAAGUUCCUUUCCAUGGUAAGUUAUAAUUUCAGUAUCUUGUGUAAAAGUUAGGUGAACUCACACUUUGUGUGGUACUGCUAUGCAGCUGUAAGCAGAGGUACUACCUGGUUGUCAUAGCUAAUUGGAAGAGCUGUUUACUGUAUUAUAGUGGUGUUUUUGGAUAGUUAUCUGAUGACAUAAAUACUGAUCAAAUUUGACUAUGAUUCAAGAUAUUGUUAAUUGUUUCUUUUCUAAAAGUUACAGUUUUUGUGUCUUGAUAGAGGAUUUCCACUCAUGUAGAAUUAUUAACGAUAAACUAAAAUAGCAGACUUAGAUAGCCUUGAGUGCAUUGUAUUUCAUUACUGGAUUAUAUUAAUGAAUCUAACAAGACCUUGUCACUGCAGAAGGUGAGGAUAGGGUUUUAAGCUGUUUUGCUUUGCAGGGAAGAGGUUGCAUUCUUGAAAAUACUGUAGAUUAUAAAUAGUAUAGUAAUUUGUAGAGGUCAGUCUUUAUGUUUGGGCAGGUGCUAAUUCAGUAUUUAUUUAAUCAGUGUCCAGAUGAAACUAGCAGAUAUUGUAUUGUUAUUUAGGUUACAGGUUUUAAUAAAAGUAGUAGCAAGGAUCGUUUAUUGAAGGUUGAUACAUUAAUAGAAUUUUAAUUAGAAUUAUAUCCUUUUCAUUUCUUCCUUUAAAUUAUGAUUGAUAAAGAGCAUAAUUGUGCUUUGUAAGCUGACCCAGUUUAGUGUUUAUCUAGAUCACCCUUGUCUCUGAGAAAGUUUCAUGAAUUUAGUUAUUUGAUGGUUGUACCAAAUUUACAUAACAGACAAGUUUCAUUUGAUAGUAAAAUCAUGUCAUCAGCCCAAUGUCAUGAUCAUAUUAUCAUAAGUGGAUUAAUAAUGAAUGCUUAAAUGAAGUAAUGUGUUAGCCUUGUGCCAUCAGCUCUCCUUAGAAAUGAGGCCCCCCUUUUUUUGUACAUCUCAUGCAUCAUGUAUUAUCAUUAUUUUUCUGUGAUGAACUGGACAUGACAGAAAGUAAUAGACGUAGAUGGUUUCUCUAAAAAAUAUUUUUAUAGAAAGGUUUAUGGGUACAGCCAUAAAUCUUAGGGUAAUUCAAGGCACAAAUUUAUAAUAAUAAUUGCCUCCUAGUGUUAGAUUUUUGGACAUUUAAUUUUUCAAAUAUUUUUAGGAGUUCAGUACGCCACAAGUUGUUAACUUUCUACCUUAACUGCGUCGCAAAGUGUGUGUGAGAAGUGUUCUGCUUGAGAAGUAUGGGUUUGAAUUUGUAUUUCACUUUUCAUAGCCAAUAAGAACUGUAUGUAAAAUAAGAAAUGAUGUAAGGUAUUCUAAUUAGUUGUGGGGUCUUAUUCUUAUUCAUUUUUGCGAAAAUCAUUAGACAAGCACCGAGUUGAGUUAAUUCAUUACUGAGUAGCAAGAGUGUCUGUACAGUAGAGUAGAUAUUUGAGGCAGGUGUAGAUAUGUUACUUCAUUGGCUGUAAGACAGCUAUAAGUAGAUUGUAAUGAAUGCCUGAAAUUUUGUAUUUUGGAAUUUUGACAUAGAUUUACGUUUGUAUAUAAAAAGGAAAAUUUUGUCUUCACUAGAAACAGUGUUUGGUAUCUGCUAGGGUUAACCUCUAGCUUACCCAUUAAUGCCUUGUAUGAUCAAGAUCGGAUGGAUAAAGUGUAUUGCAAGUUAAAAUUGACAUUUAUCUUGGGAAAAGAUUAAAUGUAAUAAAAAAUUAAGUUUAGUAUAACUGACAUGAAAUAUCUUGAGGGUUAGCUCCUCAGAACUAUGUAUGUAGCUCUGGUGUAAUGCUAAUAGAUUAUUCUUAUUUUGUCUUAUAAAAAGCUAUAGCAUCAUUUAUUGCUUACAAUAUAGCAUAUAAAAAGCUAUAGCAUCAUUUAAUGCAUACAGUAUACUAGCUACAUUUGGAUCAGAAGUUGCAGCUGCUACUUUUCCAAGAUAUUUUAUCUUUGGUUGAAUGAGAGUCAUUUCUCAGGAGUGCUGGUAAACAAGCAUUCGUACAUUUUGCAAUUCAUUUAUGUAAUCAAGAGGAGUAGGAUGGUCAUUUAGAUGUUUAUCCCUUUGCAGUCUUAAUAGCUUAUCUUGAUACUGAGGUAGUCAUCGAUAUUUUCAUAUAUGCUAUUUGAAAUAGUUUGAUCAAGCCAUUUUACUAGAUGUUUAAGCAUUAACCCCAAGAAAAAAAAAUAGUGUGGUUACUGGAAGUGCUGUGUCCCAUUUAAGGUGUAGCUUUUGUUCACAUGGAACACCAUACAGGGUACUUCUUGAGAAUAUACUGCAGGUAGUACCUAUUUUUAGAAUGGUAGGGUUUUGAAAUGAUUAACUAUUUUGUCUUAUAGUUAACAUUUCUUGUCAAGUGAAAGUACUCUGAGGCUAUUACAGUAUAUGAAGAAGUGUGUUUUUCUAAGCAGACAAUUCUCAGAUGGUAAAUAGUAGUUCUUUAACUUUCACCAGAAAACCCCUUUCCAAAAUGUGACUUUAUUUCAUGAGUCAGUUUUGAUUUCAUAUUGUUAUUUUUUCCUUAAUUUUAUCAUUUCAUGGAGUGAUGAAGACAGUGUUUAGCUUCAUGCCCUUCUUUAUCUAUGGUUAUGCACAGAAAGCAUAUCAUGUAUGGUGAGUGGUUAAUGAUUCAGAGCAUGAAUAGGUUUGGUAUGAAUGUGUUUUUACAAAUGGUGUUGCCCUUUUUGGGAACUGAUAAGGAUUGCUACCAAUUGGAAUGUUAUGCUCAUAAACUGAAGGUAUACUUUGGAAUGAAGAGGAAGUGUUUUGCUCUGCACAAUUUCAUUGUUUUGUUUUUACUAAUUAGAUUGUUUGUCUACAAUACUGGGUAAGUGAUUUGAUGAACCUUUUUUUUUUCUUUUUGUAUUUGAUUGAAUUCAGAGCAGGAAUUACUGUUUUCAUUCCAGCUUCAGCUCAGUUGUUUAGUUAUUACUACAUGUUUAAACAAAAUGAGAAGUUAUUAAAGGCAGUCCAGCUACUGUACUAAUAACAAUGGUUUCUCUGCUGUUUAUUAUUUAAUUAAUUGGACAGGAACGUAUGCAUAUUUUGGACAAUUUCAGAAGGGAAUUCCAGUUAUAGAAGUAGCACAUACGGAUGUUAUACCUUUUGUGGCGAGUAGAGUAGAAAUUUGGGUUGAUGUAGUAUUCCUGUUUACCUUAUGAUCAUAGGGUUAAUCUUGUUGCAACUAGUGGUCAUCCAAGUUUGUGCGUUUUGAGAUAAUGGUCACCUAUGUCACAUCCUGUUUCUUGUCAAGUGUUGUGAAACGUAUUGAAGCAAAAUAACCAGACUCCCUUUUUUAUGGAAAUAUGAUGCAAAGUGGAGAGGUUGGUGAGAAAAGUAUAUAUGUAUAUAGUUGUGUGUUAAUAUUUGUUAGUGAUUUUUACAAUCAUACUGGCUACCUUUCAUAUAGGCACAAGAUUUUUGGUAUGUGAAUGCAAUUCCCAAAGAUAGGUCCCCUGAGUAUAAUGUGCUGAAUUUAGUUAAGUGGUAAUGAUAAUGAAAGUGUAUUUAUUAUUAUUUUAUUUAUAAUUGCUACUAUUAUGAAUAUUGAUAUAAUUAUUAUUGUAUUGUGAUCACUUAUCUUUUCUUAAUAUUUGAUAUAUUUAUCAGUUUUGGUUUACUUUGAUUGCAUAGUACUGUAUCAGCAUUAGAUAUUAACUAUUUAUUGUCAUGAGCAUCCCAAUUAUUAUGCAUUGAUUUAAUCCUAGGCACAGUAGAUUAUUUAGCUUUAUGUGAUUGUUAAUUUUCAUUCUUAGUCAGUGUUCUUAGAAAUGUAGGGAGUAAUAUGGUUUAGAGAGUACUAAUGAAUAAACCUCCAGCUCCAUAUCAUAGUUUUAGAGUCGAGGACCUUGACAAUGAAAGGGAAAUGCUGAAGAAACCAAGAAUAUUUAUCUCUUUUUGUAUAUACAUACAAUAUAAAUAUUUUUUGCACGUAGUCCAUUUUCCCUAGUUCUUCCAGUUGUGGCUUUAUCAGCAUGUUAUACAAUAAGUGCAUUCCUUUUUCAUUUAGGGGGUUGGGAGGGAGGGAAGGCUAAGAAAAUUUAUCUUUAAAUUAUGACUGCGGUGGAGUGAACAGGUCACGGAAUGUCACAAAGUCCUCUAAAGUUUGAGUAAUGGCAACUGUUCUUAUAACCAACCUCUCAUAUUCUGUAAAAGGGAUUGAAGCAAAGUAACUGUAUAUCCUCAUUAACUUCCUUGUCCAUAACCACUUCAACAUCCUGUUUGGCAUUUGUGGUUUGUAGCCUCUUGUUUAGCUAUGCAAAAAAGAAUUGUGACAGGUAAGAGUGUUUUUUUUCAGUGCUUGCUCAAAUUGAACCAAAUGAGUAUGUUCAUUGUAAGGUGCUGAAAUCUUGCAUUAAAGCUAGCCUAAUCUAUUGCUGUACCAGUUCACCAUUUACUGCAAAACUUAGCUCUUUUUGAAGUAGUCAUAAAUAUUUGUUAGAACUACUUUUUCUGGAAGCUGUAUCAGCUACCAGUAAUGCUUUGAAGCUUGGGAAAAGGAACCUAGUAUCAGGGCAUUUUUACACUUAUGUGAAAUUUAUUGCAGAAAAGAUUUACACUACAUAGAUAGUUUGGGUGUUUAGCAGUUGCAAAUGCUUUAUUUUGAAUUUGUUUGAUAUUUAUUUCAAAUUUUUUCUAUUUUAAAGUGGUUAUGAAUUAUGGGUUUAGGGAAUACGCAGUCUUUUAAAGGCUUUGUUGGAGUUAAUUUUAGUUAUAUUUUUAAUGUCGUCCUAUUUGAGAUAAAUAAGUAAAGAAAAUCUCAUAUUUUCUCCACUCAAGUUUAUGUACAUCUGUAAUUCCUCAAGGAAUAUAAGAAAAUAUUGGUUGCUCAUUUUUUUCAGGACUUCUAGGGAUACUAGUUUAUUAGUGUAUUCUGAGCAGGGUUCUUGAAAAUUCGACGAAUGCAGAUGCAUGAGUAAGAGCUUGAAACAAUGAACUCUUAACUUUGACCAGCAUUGUACAUGUAAUUUAAGGAUGAGGUCAAAGGUCAGAAGUUGUCAUAAAUGUAUUUGCAUCUGUUUAUUUGCUUUUCAGCUUUUAAGUUUUCAAGGAAAUGGGAAGUAUGGACUUUGUUGCUGAAUUCAUACCUAAUUUAUUGAGAGGAAAGCUUCUUUUUUUUAAAGGUAUUCUUUGAAUUUAACAUUAAUUUUAAUAGGGCAAUUGUAUACCAUUAAUUCAUUUGUUCUUUUUAUGAAUGGUAGAAAUGUUUUAAAUGGUCCUGGAGGCCGUUGUAGGCUUUAAGUUACCUGGUCCUGGAGGCCUGUUUUGCUGUAUGAUAUUGUAUCAGGUUUCGUGUAAUGUUUAUGGAAGUCGACUUCUUGUCCUAAAAGAUAAGGCAAUAUUUUAUAUAUAACUUUAUGAUAUAACUUUUGAGAGUUGAACGUGAUUUGAGUGAGUGAUGUGGUACUCAUGGGGUUUGAUGUGAAGUGGCUGUUCUUGGCAAGGUUAUAAUAUUUGUUUCUGGGGCAUUCCUUCAGGAUUGAUGCAUUUUGUCAUCAUGCUGUUUGUGUCUUCCUUUUGUUUAGUUACUCUAAUAUCACUAGUGGACAUUUUCCUAUGUUAUCAAAUCAGUUGAGUUAAUAUAGUACGUACUACAUUACAUAGAUAACUAUAUUCCCUGGUUUGGCAAAAGUAUUAGUAAAAAUGUAUAAAGUUCAUCAACAUAUGCAGAUAGUAAAUGAGGGUUUUAUGUUUUUUAUUUUUUUAUUUUUUUAUUUUUUUUAAUGUUUUCAUUUAGGUUUUCUUGAAAAAUUUUUUCCAAACAUAUUUUGUUGUAGUCUGAAUUCAUUUCAGUAAAUCAUUCAGUUUGGCAUUUUCUUGUAUUUCAUAUAAUGGAUAGAAAUCCUUGUAUCAGUUUCCUGCUUACAUUCUCAUCAUCUUUCUAAUCUAAGAGCUAUCUUGCCUGAGUAAUUGGCAUCAACAGAUUGUUGACAAAAGCAGAUUUUAGCAAGGGAAAUGCACCUGAGGACAUAAUGGAAAUAUUUAUCUUCUGUGAAUAUAAAGGGGGUUAGUGCUCUAUUUGAUUUUUUCCAGAGUAUUUUUCAAACAACUUAACUCCUUAAGGCCAGUUGCCAACAGUCCUUUGUAUUUUAGAAGGAUAUUAUGCUCAUGUGACGAUCAUACUCAGUAAUGUAGUUUUACCAGCCUGUUAGAUAUGAACUUACAAGACCUUUAUGCUUGCUCUAUAGCCAUUACCAAACAGUUUGACCUUUAAAGGCCACUCAGCAGAGCAGCCAGGUCAAAAAAUACAAUACAUACAUAUAUAUAUAAUAUAUAUAUAUAUAUUCAUAUAUAUAGUUCUAUACAGUAUAUACAGCAUCUAUAUAUUAUAUUGCUGUGUAGGCUUCAUGGGGCUGAUUGAUCUUUAUGUGGGAAGUGCUGGUGUAUUUUUUUUUAUUUGUUGAGUUGGGAAAUGAUGUGUGUGGUGUGAGUUUUUGUGUAAAGGAAGAUUGUUUACCAUACCGUAGGGGGACAAGGGUCCCGUUUCCCUUGUAUCAAACGGUUGUGCCUUUUUUGUAUGUGAAUAAUGUGUGUAAAUGUCAUGUAUACAUUAUUCCUUAUUGUAUAUUUCUUGGAAUGCAAAGCAAUACCAAUAUCUAUAUGCUAAUCUUUUUUGUCAAAAUAUUUGAAAUUAAAUGCGGAGAGUAGAUGCAGUUUUCUAACAUUUUUAGCCCAUGUGGCUUUAAUUAACCAUGUAUAAGUAAUCUUUUUGUUUUUGGAAUUAAAGAUUGUUUUUAGAGUUA
Molecule: messenger RNA, 9439 nt
Organism: Macrobrachium nipponense
Lineage: Eukaryota; Metazoa; Arthropoda; Malacostraca; Decapoda; Palaemonidae
Product: ribosomal protein S6 kinase beta-1-like
Exons: 11
Coding region: 134-1672 (512 amino acids)
Biological process (GO): peptidyl-serine phosphorylation; signal transduction
Molecular function (GO): ATP binding; protein serine/threonine kinase activity
Source: RefSeq, a predicted model, not a curated record